ACAGGUACGUUUAUUAUAAUACCAGUUAGUGAGAGUAAAAGUGUAGUUGUUUCAAUUGGAACAAAAUUGAAUUGUUUCUGUGAUCCACACAAAAACACAAUCUUCUAACUAUGGACGAACUUAUUCAGAUUCAAUCACCCGAGCAAGUGAUAAUCAAAGAUGAAAUUUGCGAAAAUGAUUUGGAUCUGUAUCAAAUGGCAAAGUUUAACAAGAAUUUACCACAAAUUGACCAUGAUAUUGAAAUAAUAAAAGAGGAGGACGUGCUGAACGAAACAGAAUUGAAUCAACAAGUAGAUCUAUGCAGCAGCCGUGGUGAUUGUAAAGUGACCAGGAAUAAGGAACAAAAUAGACACCAAUCAUUUCACAAUUCGGAUACUUACUGCAAUGUGUGCAAGAUUUCAUUUCAAACAAUCGACCAGUACAACCAGCAUAAAUCCGGUCACGAUAAUAAUCUGAAAUGUAGCCUUUGCACGACGGUUUUGAAAUCUUUCAAAAACUACGACAAGCACAUAGCCAAGUGUAAGCCGUACAAGUGUACCGUAUGCCAGAAGAUAAUUCGAUUUCGUCCGAAUUUCAUUAAGCAUAUGCGAACACAUAAACCGAAAAAUACGAACGAAGAACAUGGCCUAAAAGUGCCCAAGUCCGAGCGACUAAAAUACAAGUGUUCGAGCUGCGAAAAGGAGUUUACCAGUUGGGAGUAUUUUAAGGUUCAUCAAAAGAUUCAUUCGGAGAAUUUGAACUUGAAAUGCGACAUAUGUGAUAAGACGUUCAGUGCGUUGGCAUGCCUACGGGGUCACUACAAGGUUCAUAACGGCGAAAAACCUUUUAAAUGCGAUGUCUGCGGUAAAAAGUUCGGUCAAUCGUACAAUCUGAAAAUUCACUAUCGACUGCACUCCGGUCUGAAGCCGUUUGAAUGCCAAAUCUGCGGUCUGCGCGUGAACACAACAGCCAGCUUCAAUGCCCACAAGAAAACGCACAAAGACUUUAAGUGCGAGAUUUGCAAUGAAAGAUUUAACCAAAAAAUCAAAUACAUGUCCCACAUGGGCAUGCACGAAACGGGAAAAGUAUUGGAGUGCAAAGUUUGCGGUAAAAAAUUCGGUCGAUCGUCUAACUUUUACAACCAUCAACGCAUUCACUUGCGUAUCAUAAAAUUUAAGUGUUACAUCUGUGGCAGUGGUUUCGUCAAGGCAGCUAAUUUGGAUGCACACUUAUUGAUCCACUGCGAUACGGACAAGAACGAAGGGAAUAAUGAAAUGAAUGAUAAAGAACAACGGGAGAAUGAUAGUCAGCAAUAAGUUUAAAUGAACUUUUGCCGUAGGUAUAGCUGUUGUCGAUCACAUAUAAAGGAAUGCUUGUUUGUAAAAGUUCAUUCAAAUUUAUGUAUAAAAUACAAAGUGGUGAAGGGAAUAACUAACGCACGCACAAUUAAACUUUGUUAAAGAAAACCAUCGCGGUACGUAUUGGCAAAAGCUUUCUAUUUAUAGGAUAUAAACAGGUGGAUCACAUAUCUCAUGGAUAAUCACGACGGUUUACUGAACUUUUUUUAUCAAUUUUUUACUUGUUUCAAUAAAGUUAGAUUUUUAUCUGA
Messenger RNA from Bradysia coprophila, 1588 nucleotides. RefSeq lists its product as uncharacterized. Gene Ontology annotation, molecular function: RNA polymerase II cis-regulatory region sequence-specific DNA binding; DNA-binding transcription repressor activity, RNA polymerase II-specific. Gene Ontology annotation, cellular component: nucleoplasm. NCBI's taxonomy places the organism in Eukaryota, Metazoa, Arthropoda, Insecta, Diptera, Sciaridae. The record is from RefSeq and is a predicted model, not a curated record. Gene Ontology annotation, biological process: regulation of transcription by RNA polymerase II.